Xenopus tropicalis (tropical clawed frog) is the source of this 1595-nucleotide messenger RNA. NCBI's taxonomy places the organism in Eukaryota, Metazoa, Chordata, Amphibia, Anura, Pipidae. The record is from RefSeq and is a predicted model, not a curated record.
UCUAUUCAGGCAGCAGCAGACUGGCUCACACCCAGAGCAGCUAUAUAUAGAUAUAAUACAGAGACACAUGCCAUUAGUAUCCUGACAGCAAGCUGCAUGCAGACAGACAGUGAUCCUUAAAGAGAGUCGUAACAAGGCAUUCUAUAUAUGUGACACAUAACCGGGAAUCAGCUGGAGCAGACACAAAGGGAAUUUUGCACAGAUUUAGCCCACACUGACCACUGAGUAACUGCUGACAUUGUUGGGGCUCUGUCUCUAGGGGAGACCGAUGCCUUUUCGCUCCUCCUGGACGGAUAUGAUUCUUUGUGUGCGAGGUACUCAGAGCCUGUUGGCCGAGCAAAGGGUCAGCAGACCGUGUUCGUGCGUGGGGGCCCCUGGAUUUUCUGCUGAUCAAGUCAUGCAUCCUCUGAACUCUCCAGCCUGCACUAGACCAGCCCCAAACCCAGUGGAGGUGCCCACAAGCACAGAAGACAGUGUUACCAACCCACAACCCCAAAGUCGCAGUCGGGACCCAGAAGCAGAUCUGCUGUGUAUUGCAAGGACUUUCUGCUACCUGCGGGAAUCUGGCUGGUAUUGGGGCUCCAUUACUGCCACGGAAGCCAAACAGCAACUUCAGAAGAUGCCAGAAGGUUUUUUCCUGGUAAGGGACAGCACUCACCCCAGUUACCUCUUCACAUUGUCAGUUCGGACUAACAGAGGUCCUACCAAUGUCCGCAUUGAGUACUCUGAUGGCCUUUUUCGACUGGACUCCAACUGCCUGUCCAAGCCACGUAUUCUCUCCUUCCCAGAUGUUGUCAGCUUGGUACAAUACUAUGUGUCCUUUUGCCACUCCGAUGUUAACAAAGAACCUGCCUGCCAGACACCCCCUGUGCCACCAUCACCCAAAGAGCCUGCUGCUGUUCACCUGAAGCUUUUGCACCCUCUGCCCCGUGGUGCACAGUGCCCCAGUCUACAACAUUUGUGCCGACUGCAGAUCAACCGGAGCCUGGCACCAAAUGCAGAGUUAACAGAACUGCCACUGCCCAGAAGGAUGGUUGAGUACCUGCAGAGAUACCCAUUCAGACUCUGAGAGACCCAUAGGUAUCUGAUGCCCAUGACUGUACGUACAUGAUAUUUAUUUGAAUUCCUACUCCCAGACUUUUUCUAUUGGUUUAUAUUUACCCAAAGGGUAAACCUAGAGACGCUACAAGCAUUAACUUCCAGAGUUCCAGAAUCACCAACAGUCCUGCCACAAAAAGUGCCCCCCUGUUGUAAUGUAUAUUAUGAUGGCAAUGAACCUCAGUUUUAAUAUUGGUAAUCCACAGCACUGUGUGCUGCCCAAGGAAAUAGGGGUCCAUUAAAGGUACAAGCAGAACCAGAAUGAAGAGUCCUGAUAAACAUUUCCUGUGAGGCAGAGCCCAGUUUUGCACAUACACACACUGCUCUGCCUCUCGGGUCCCUCUGGAUGCAAAGGGGUCAUUGCAAAAACACUAAUUUCAAUUUCCCAACAAGCAGAUGACAAGGCUGUUUUAGAAGCCAUGGCACUUUAUGGGUUAAAUACUACCAUUACAAAUGCAAUGCUGCUGGAUGAAAAUAAAUAGGAGAUUUGAUAAUUA